Molecule: messenger RNA, 6052 nt
Organism: Boeremia exigua
Lineage: Eukaryota; Fungi; Ascomycota; Dothideomycetes; Pleosporales; Didymellaceae
Product: glycosyl hydrolase family 88-domain-containing protein
Exons: 7
Coding region: 388-5892 (1834 amino acids)
Biological process (GO): carbohydrate metabolic process; phosphorelay signal transduction system; phosphorylation
Molecular function (GO): phosphorelay sensor kinase activity
Source: RefSeq, a predicted model, not a curated record
GAGCGAGAAAUGCUUGAUGCUCCUGAGAUCGGCUGUAUCCUGUUGACAUGUUACAAGGAAGCGUCCUUCCUGCUCCCAUCGCACAUUUUGUGUAGCUAAAAUACCUCUACGUCAACGCACACUGAUGCAAGGGUAGCAUAGCACCUUUCCACCCAAUCACCGCAGACAAAGGCACUAUCGACGCUAAGGACUGGCCAGACGCGGUCAGCGAACAUCAUGUUCGAGCUAAUGGAACUCCAUCGUCAGUCAUGGCGGGGAUAGCGUGUCUAGCUAUAGCGGCUCUGCUGCCGUUGUUUGCGACGCCACGCUGCUCACCAACGCGAGGGACUAUGCGCUCUCCCUCCCCAGGACUUAUCGACGCGUCGCUACUCUGUGCCGGGUGAGGCAAUGGCCCAGGACAGCUCGACGAUCGCCUCGCCGAAUGGCGAGCAGCGCUACCACGAUGCUAUGACGAAGGAGCAGGCGCUGCAGAUGAGCGCUGUCCGCACGCUGUCAGACUUCAAACGCGAAACGGUUCACGCCCAACUGGCCAACUCGAAGCUGCUUAGCUAUCUCGACCUCGACGAACGCCCUUCCUUCGCCAUACACGCCGGUACUACACCUACCUCAGACGGUCCCCUCGAAUUGGUGUACAGUAAUAAGGCACUCAAGAAUGGAGAAGGUCUGCAGGCCAGAAUUACAGGCGAGCAGACGGAUAGUGGCAUGUUCGUUGAAAGCGCUGCGCUGCAUAAUGCCUUCAAGAACUGGCUACUGGAUGUUAUAGAUGAAUGUGAUAUGUCACGGCGCGGCAAUGCAUAUCUCUUCGAGGGCCAUCUGUGGAUGGCGGUCACAAUGGAUCGCUACAAGGUUGUUAGUGGUGUGGCAGCUAACAUGCUGUGGUCUGAUCCUGGCAACACGAAGCUUUGCCCAGCACUGGAUCUCAAAGAGAGCGAAGAGCCUCAGUAUCCACCACUAAGAGCAGACCUACCGUCUGUCAGGAGUGCCGACGUCAAUACAGAGCUGAGACAAGAUUCAAUAGUUGGCCUGUAUCCAGAUCGCAGCAAACACGGGCCAUAUGAUUACACAUUCCAACCACCACCUAUGGCCACCAUAACAGAGCACAUCAAAUACUUCCGCGAUACAGACUGGUCGCAGACACCGCUCGGAGACAUGUCAUCGUGGAGUUCCGAGUUGCGUUGUGUGAUAAACAUGACGCUCAACGACACCUAUCCCGCCAUCUUGUUCUGGGGCGAGGCAGCUAUCAUGAUCUACAACGAAGCCUAUGUCCAGCUUCUCGGCGUUCUGCAUCCCUGCAUGGGGAAAAGCGCUCGCACCCAUGCAAGCAACUACUGGCCUACGUUCGUCCCUCUCAUCGAACACAUCAACGCAACGGGCACUUCUUUUCGAGAACACGAUGUGCCGCUGUUCAUCGAUAGGCAUGGGUUUCUGGAGGAGACAUAUUGGUCUUUUCAAUUCACACCUGUCCUUGAUAAAGACGGUCAUAUCACCAGCUACUACCAUCACCUUUUUGAGACCACAAAACACCACCUACUUGAGCGUCGCGUGUCUAGCCUAGUGGAGCUCGGCAGCGUGACAGCACAUGCUCGUUCGUUUCAGUCUUUCUGGGAUCUGGCUCUGCAGACUUUGGCUAUCAACGGCAAAGACGUACCUUUUGCCCUCUUGUAUUCGACAGGGCACAUGUCUGGCUCUGACAUCAGCACUAUCUCGUCUCCUGGCACCAGUGCCAGUAGGAAUCUAGGAGCCUGUGAGCUCAGAGGUUGUAUAGGUGUCGAGACCGGUCAUCCGCUUGCACCGCCCACGAUCAACUUUCAGGACAACUCCUUUGUGCUACACUCAUACCUACUGGAGGCCGUCAGACUCGGAAAAGCCACGAUUGUUCAUUUGGCUGAUCUGAACCUACCCGAUUCUGUACUUGCCGACAUUCAGUGGAAAGGUUACGGCGACGCGUGCCGGUCUUUGGUCAUUUGUCCCAUUAUUCCCACCACGUGUGACAACGCGCAGGUGGAAGGUUUCGUGAUACUCGGUAUCAACCCCAGGCGGCCUUUCGACAGUAAUUACCAGAAGUUCGUACAUGUGAUGUUACGUUUAUUAGCUACAAGUCUGGCAAGCGUGGCACUGUUCGACUCCGAAGUCAGUCAAAAGGAGAAGGCCAUCGAGAACGCAGCCAAUUUACAGCAGCAGCUGCUCAACGAGAUUGAAGCGAAAGAGAAGAAAUUCCAGUCUUUUGCGGAGAGGUGUGACGUAGCUAUAUUCAUCAUGGACGCCAUGGGCAGGUAUACGUACAGGAACAGACGAUGGUAUGAAUUGUUUGAGGUUGCAGCUGAUGCUGAAGACGCAAUGCAAGCUUGGCUCAACAUUGUCUUCCCAGAAGACCUUCCAAAAUGUGAGGGGGUGUUUGGAAAAUUAAUAAUGGAGAAGGUACCUGUCAUAUUCGAGCUCAGAACCAAGAUGCUGUGGUCGCCGCCUCCGGAGCUUGAGCAGCCCGACUGCGGAGGCUCGCAGUAUCAUAAAUGGAUUCUCUGUUCCGCCUACCCUGAACUGGGUCCUAACGACGAACUACUCCAAGUAGUUGGCAGCGUGACCGACAUUUCGAAGCAGAAAUGGGCCGAGGGCAUUCAGAGGAAACGCACCGACAGUGCGCUCGAAAGUAAAAAGCACCUGGAGCACUUCAUCGAUACGACUUCUCAUGAGAUGCGUAAUCCACUUUCUGCUAUCAUGCAAUGUGCUGAUGGUAUCCUUUCUUCCUACUCUUUCAGCGACGGCAACGUACCAAGCCCUAGGACGUAUUUCGACUUACUUGACCAGACAUUGGAUGCAGCACAGACAAUUGCGCAGUGCGCUCAGCACAUGCGGCAUAUCGUUGAUGAUAUAUUGACGAUCUCCAAACUCGACUCUGGCUUACUCGUAAUCACACCGGUCGAUACUCAGCCGGAAAGUAUAGUCAAACACGCUGUCAAGAUGUUUGAUUCGGAGGCAAAAGCUGCGGACGUGGAUCUUGUCUUCGUGGUCGAUCAGUCUUAUCGCGACCUAGAGAUAGAGUGGAUGUCGUUGGACCCAACUCGAGUUCUACAAAUUCUCAUCAAUCUUCUCACCAACGCGAUCAAAUUCACACGUCUGGAAACUCAAAAGCGGCAAAUCACGAUCACCCUCGCGGCCAGCGUAUCGGAGCCAGUAUCUACUCCUGGAGGCAUUCAGUUCAUUCAUACCAAGCUUGUAUCAGACAACCAUCACUUGGAGCAAGACUGGCAGCAGGGCACUACCCAGUUCGUCCAAUUUUCUGUCAGUGACACAGGUCGUGGAUUAACGCAAGAGCAAACAACUUCGCUUUUCAAGCGCUUCUCUCAAGCCUCUCCCCGCACACACGUACAUUACGGUGGUUCCGGUCUGGGCUUAUUCAUAUCAAGACGACUCACCGAGCUCCAGGGAGGCUCCAUCGGUCUUCAAAGCGAGUACAAGAAAGGCAGUACGUUUUCUUUCUACAUCAAGGCUCGGCGUGUCAAACCAGCUAUGAUCAGAAAAGGAAGCAUGCCGGACGUGUUCCCAGAAGACAUCAGACAUCGCAGCCAGAAGUCAUCACUGAGCCUCCCACAUGAUCCACCGCACAUCAUUCUCGAAGUCUCGCAAGAGGCUAGCCAAUCCUGGCACCACACACAAACUACACCAGGGUAUCUUCCUGCUCAUGACCCGCCAACACCAGUAGAAGCGGGGCCACCGCGUCCAGCUACGGCUCCUGCUACCACAUCGACAGCGGAUGGCCUCGGUCUCCCGCCGCCCCUUGAUCUUGCCGAAUUGAAGCGCACCAAGAGCAUCCCCGAUACACUGCAUGUCCUCGUCGUCGAAGACAAUCUCGUCAACCAGAAGGUGCUAGCCAAGCAACUACGCAAUCUUGGUUGCAUAGUCUCGGUGGCCAACCACGGACGAGAGUCUCUGGACUUCCUGCCCAAAACUACCCGCUGGAACCACGACGUCUACCACGCGCGCUCCAAGUCGCGCCGCCCCUCCAUUCACAUCCCUUCUCUUGGUGAUGCCUUGACUCUGCUCAGCGUGGGCGAUAGCAUAGACCCGCCCGUCGAGCUGUCUCUGAUUCUUAUGGAUUGGGAAAUGCCCAUCAUGAAUGGUCUCACUGCUGUCACCAAGAUCAGGGAAUUGGAGCAAGACGGUCUACUGAACGGGCGUGUGCCGGUAAUUGGCGUUACGGCCAAUGUCAGACCGCAGCAGAUCGAGACAGCGAUACAGGCUGGCAUGGACGAUGUUGUAGGGAAGCCAUUUAGGGUUGCAGAGUUGUUGGCGAGGAUGAGAGGAAUCGUCAAGGGGGUCGGGGAAACUGGAGUUCCGGACAUCAUGUUUCUCGAUAUCGAAUGCGGUGGUUUCAAUCUACCGGAUUCAAUGAAACCAGGGUAUCCGCGGAGAGUACUAGUCGGAGAGUCACGAUCAAGACGUGUAUUUCAUAUAAGUACAGUGGGUCCAGAAGUCGGGGUAUGGGGAGCCAAGACUACCAGGUUGUAUUCGAACGUUGCCAAGCUCCCGACUUGGCCGUCCCCAAUCAUCCUGCCAUCAAUCACCAACGAGGCUGUGAUUUUCGGGCCGUUCCUUUUCUGGAUCAUUUCGGCAGCCAUGGGCCAUAUUUUUCCGCUUCGGACAAAUGAUUGUGUGCUUGACGCUGAGGCAGCAGAACAGCGUACAAAAGGCCGCAUCCGCAGCGCAAGCAGCUCUUUGUUCAGCCGUCCUUACCGCAAGUUCAGUCCCCUCAAGAUGAAGUACACUCUCCUCUACGCGACCGGGGCAACCGCAGCAGCGGUCGCAAACCCCACAUACCUGGCCUGGACCGCCGACUCCCAGAUCCGCCAUGGCGUGCGCAAAACAUUCGGCUACACCCAAGCCACUCUGUACGAAGGCAUCGAAGCCUCCAUCGCCCUGACCAAGAACCAAACGCUCGUAGACUGGUACCGCAGCCAGAUCGACGACGUCGUAGUCCGAACCGACGGCUCCAUCCCCAACUGGAACCUCACUCACUACUCCCUCGACGACUACCGAAUCGGCAACAACCUGCUAUGGUGGUACGACCGCACCGGCGACGCCAAAUACAAAACCGCCGCCCAGACAAUCCGCAACCAACUCAACCGCCACCCCCAGAACAAAGAGGGCGGCUUCUGGCACCGCAGCCCCAUCUACAAGGACCAGAUGUGGCUCGACGGCAUCUUCAUGGCCGACACCUUCUACGCCACGUGGACGAAGAAAUUCGACAACGGCAACGCCACCGCCUGGAACCACAUCGUCAAGCAAUUCGACCUGAUCGAGAAGUACACGCGCAACGCGACCACGGGCUUGCUCGUCCACGGCUACGACGAGAGCAAGGCGCGCGUCUGGGCCGACCCGGUCACGGGCGCCGCGCCCAACGUGUGGAGCCGCGCCGUGGGCUGGUACUUCAUGAGCCUGCUGGAAGUGAUCCCGCAGCUGCCGGCGGCGCACCCGGGCAAAGCGCGGCUGACGGGCUACUUCACUACCCUCGCGGCUGCGCUCAAGAAGACCCAGGACAAGGAUGGCGGGUGGUGGCUCAUCAUGAACGAACCGUAUCCGGGCAAGAAGGGGAACUACAUCGAGAGCUCUGCGUCGGCGAUGUUCACGUUCGGGUUGCUGAAGGGGAUUCGCGAGGGGUUGCUCAAGGAGAGCGAUUACUUUGCUGGCGCGAAGAAGGGGUAUGAGUUGCUCACGAAGAAGUUUAUUACUAAGAGGGCGGAUGGGACGCUCGAUUGGCAGGGCACGGUCGAGGUGGGGAGUCUGAACAGCAAUGGUACUUUCGAGUACUAUAUUAGCGUGCCGCUUGCGGUGAACGAUUUGAAGGGCGUGGGGCCGUUUAUGUUGGCGAGCUACGAGAUCGAGACGUGGAAAUAGAUGGGGAUGAGAGGGCCCGUCAAGACGGAUCGGAGAUUGCGCGGAUCGCGAUAUCAAACACUACUGUGAAUGCAUAUGAUCGCUGCCACUCUCACGUGUGUGCAACGAAUAGUGUCCAGCAUUCCAUACCGGCAUGCAUCAAUGCAAGACUCAAAUUCAA